Brassica oleracea var. oleracea is the source of this 1283-nucleotide messenger RNA. Its product is annotated as putative hydrolase YtaP. The record is from RefSeq and is a predicted model, not a curated record. The coding region runs from base 78 to 1163 and encodes 361 amino acids. The transcript is spliced from 12 exons. Lineage: Eukaryota; Viridiplantae; Streptophyta; Magnoliopsida; Brassicales; Brassicaceae.
CACGUGCAUGCCGUUGACAUAAAAAACAUAGUAUUAAAACACAAUACGGAAUCUGUUACCCACCGAUCACCAGAGCGAUGGAAACUACGAGUAACGAAGCCGUUGACUUUAGAUCGGAGUUUCUCCGUGUUCUUCGUAGUCGACGAUCACCAGAAGUUCCAUUGGUAGCUGAGUGUACAAAGCCAGUGGAAGAUCCUGUGUUUCAGAAUGAUGUUCCAUCUACGGAAGCACUAGAGUCUUGUCCGAAGGAAAAUAUUAAUAACUUGAAAGAGAUGCUUAAAGAGGAAAACCUUCAUCUGCACACUGAGGCUGCAGAGCAAGGAAGAUUGCCUUUGCUUAUCUUAAGCUUGAAAGAGAAGAGUGAAGAAAGAAGACCAGCGAUUGUGUUUAUGCAUGGCACCAACACAAACAAAGAGUGGUUAAGGCCAUGGCUUGAAGCAUAUGCUUCACGUGGAUAUGUAGCCAUUGGUUUAGACUCUCGCUACCAUGGAGAAAGAGCUGGCACCAAAACUGCCUAUAGAGAUGCUCUUAUUUCAUCUUGGAAAAAUGGAGACACAAUGCCUUUUAUCUUUGAUACUGUCUGGGAUCUGAUCAAACUAGCUGAAUAUCUUACUCAGAGAGAAGAUAUAGACCCUAAAAGGAUAGGAAUCACCGGUAUCUCACUAGGAGGGAUGCAUGCUUGGUUUGCUGCUGCAGCUGACACUCGCUAUUCCGUGACUGUACCUUUAAUUGGUGUUCAGGGUUUUAGAUGGGCAAUAGAUAAUGAUGAGUGGGAAGCAAGAGUCAACAGCAUAAAGCCUUUAUUUGAAGAAGCAAGGAUUGAUAUGGGAAAGAGCGAGAUCGACAAAGAAGUGGUUGAGAAGGUGUGGAACAGAAUAGCUCCUGGCCUAGCCUCUCAGUUUGAUUCUCCUUACUCGUUACCAGUGACUGCUCCACGGCCUCUUUACCUCCUUAACGGCGCUAAGGAUCCUCGCUGUCCUCUUGGUGGACUAGUUGUUCCUUUAGAAAGAGCUCAAAAGGCUUAUGAGGAAACUGCUUCUCCUGGAAACUUCAAGUUUGUAGCAGAAGAUGGAGUUGGACACGAAGUAACAAGCUUUAUGAUCAAAGAAACAUCAGAUUGGUUUGACAAGUUCCUUAAACAAGGAAGCGUUACUUCUAAUUAAAACUGCAAUACAAUAAUUGUAAACCAAUAAACUCGUAUUCAAUAAGAAGGAAACAUCUCCUUUGUAACCUUACAUGUGAAUCUUUUAGUAAUGUAACAAGUGGAUCAUCCUUUCUUAGGC